CCUCUCUCUCUCUCUCGAGAACACAGAAUGAGCAACAAAGACGACAUCACUAAGUGCUCUCCGGCCCCGAUCUCCAGCUUUACCAUCCAGUCCAUCCUUGGGACCACGUCGGAGAAGGGACGCGCGGGGGCCAAAGACACUGCCAGAGUGAACGCGAGGAAACCCUGUGCGUCCGAGUCGUCGGACGACGAGUUAACCGACGAGGGGUACCGGGACCGAGGCUGUUUGUGCUCCGACUCGGCUCACACACAGCCCUGCCGCAGGCACCAGGCCAUCAGCUACACUUGUGUGAGUAAAAGGCAGUGCCCGUACCCGUCGCGGGAUGGACAGGUCCACCUGGAACCGAAGGAGACGACGACGACGACGACGACCACCUCCUCCUCCUCCUCCUGUAGCAGCAGCCCGACCGCGGCCGAGAGGCAGAGGGAGGGGGGGGACCGGCAGGGGCUGAACCCGGCCAAGAAGAAGACCCGCACCGUCUUCUCCCGGAGCCAAGUGUACCAACUGGAGUCCACCUUCGACAUGAAGCGCUACCUGAGCAGCUCGGAGAGAGCGUGUCUGGCCACCAGCCUCCAGCUGACCGAGACCCAGGUCAAGACCUGGUUCCAGAACCGCAGGAACAAGUGGAAGCGGCAGCUGUCGGCCGAGCUGGAGGCCGCCAACAUGGCCCACGCCUCGGCCCAGACUCUGGUGGGAAUGCCGCUGGUUUUCCGGGACAGUUCGCUGCUGCGGGUACCCGUUCCCAGGUCGCUCGCCUUCCCAACUCACCUGUACUAUCCCGGGAGCAAUCUCACAUCCCUACCCCUCUACAAUCUCUACAACAAGAUUGAAUACUGACCC
Messenger RNA from Callorhinchus milii (elephant shark), 840 nucleotides. It is a transcript of the gene hmx2, whose product is annotated as H6 family homeobox 2. Gene Ontology annotation, biological process: regulation of transcription by RNA polymerase II. Gene Ontology annotation, cellular component: nucleus. Gene Ontology annotation, molecular function: RNA polymerase II transcription regulatory region sequence-specific DNA binding; DNA-binding transcription factor activity, RNA polymerase II-specific. The record is from RefSeq and is a predicted model, not a curated record. The coding region runs from base 28 to 837 and encodes 269 amino acids. NCBI's taxonomy places the organism in Eukaryota, Metazoa, Chordata, Chondrichthyes, Chimaeriformes, Callorhinchidae. The transcript has 2 exons.